Molecule: messenger RNA, 4169 nt
Organism: Xenopus laevis (African clawed frog)
Lineage: Eukaryota; Metazoa; Chordata; Amphibia; Anura; Pipidae
Gene: prrx1.L
Product: paired mesoderm homeobox protein 1
Exons: 4
Coding region: 859-1605 (248 amino acids)
Biological process (GO): regulation of transcription by RNA polymerase II; regulation of DNA-templated transcription
Cellular component (GO): nucleus
Molecular function (GO): DNA binding; RNA polymerase II cis-regulatory region sequence-specific DNA binding; DNA-binding transcription factor activity, RNA polymerase II-specific
Source: RefSeq, a predicted model, not a curated record
AAACGAGAUUAUCCAACAGGACCUUAAACAAAUCACAAGGAGUUAAUUCUGAAAGCAAAUAAUCGAGAGCGUUUGAAGUGCCUCCCCACUUACUUCCAGGGAAUGAUAAUUAGCGCUCAGAUACAAAAGGGAGACGCAAGAGAAAGCUCAUGGGCAGAUGUCGGCAGCGACUUGAUAAACGCGCUGGAUUGUUGGAGAAGGAGAAGUGGGGGAAGGAGAUUCUGAUGCAGGAGAAAAGGGGGUGAUCUGUGAAACGUCAGGAGCAGCACAAAGGCUUUGCCACGUAAUUACAGGCAGUUAUUAAGGAGAUCUGCCCUCCCCAGGGUCCUCAAUUUUCAUUUAUUCCUCUGCACAGUCUCCCCCUUUCCAUGCCAGUCUGGAGCGUUUGAUGUGCCAAAGAGUCGCUUGAAAAGGAGUAAUCGCUGGAAAGGAAGAAGAGCUCCCCAGACUAUUGCAGACUCCCUCUGCGAGAAAAGAAAACCAAGCGUUUUUUGUUGCUGUUGCACAUACAUCUGCAAGACAUCAUCAGUGCAACCCAAUUCACUCCUGACAUUGGAGAGCGCAAGGGAGAGGGAGGGAGGAAGGGCAGAGAAGUUUGCUAUCAACAUGCGUCAGGGCUGAGAACUAUCUGCUCCACCACUUUCUCUCUCUUGGAUUAAGGGAUAUAGACACACCACAAAUAAAUCUCCCGCUGCUGUCUGAGCGACAGAGGAGCAUCUGCUGGAGACUGGGCAAAGUUUUGGAUUAUUCUUUUUUUAGAUCUUUAAGGACUUGGCACGUCUGCCCUGGUCGCUGCCUUUACGCAGUUUCCAUCUGACCAGUUUUUGGAGAUUUUGUAUUUCCUUGAGUGGAAGCAGCAUGACCUCCAGCUAUAACCACCACCUUCUGGACAGGCAGGGCACCCUGGGCAGCCGCUUGGAGAGUCCCAUCACGGCCAGUCUGGACAAUUUACAGGCCAAAAAGAACUUCUCGGUGAGUCACCUGCUGGAUCUGGAGGAGGCUGGGGACAUGGUGGGGGCUCAAGCCGAAGAUGGAUCAGGGGAAGCCGGCAGGAGCUUACUGGAGUCCCCGGGUUUGACCAGUGGAAGUGACACUCCUCAGCAAGAAAAUGAACAGAUGAAUGCAGAACAGAAGAAGAAGAGAAAGCAAAGGAGGAACAGAACUACAUUUAACAGCAGUCAACUGCAAGCUCUGGAAAGAGUGUUUGAGAGGACGCAUUAUCCAGAUGCCUUUGUACGGGAAGACCUAGCGCGCAGAGUUAACCUCACCGAAGCCAGAGUCCAGGUUUGGUUCCAGAACAGAAGAGCCAAGUUCCGCAGAAAUGAAAGAGCCAUGCUGGCGAACAAGAAUGCUUCCCUUCUCAAAUCCUAUGCAGGAGAUGUGACCGCUGUGGAACAGCCCAUUGUACCCCGCCCAGCCCCGAGGCCCAAUGAGUAUCUAUCUUGGGGCACAGCCUCCCCAUAUAGUGCCAUGGCUAGCUAUUCCUCUACCUGUGCCAACACCAAUCCUGCCCAGGGGAUGAACAUGGCCAACAGCAUCGCCAACCUUAGGCUGAAGGCAAAGGAAUACAGUUUACAGAGGAACCAAGUGCCAACAGUCAAUUAAAAAGAAGGCCGACUACAGAAAUACUAUACUAUUGCCAAAUUCUUUCUUGUAAUAACCAAAACCUUAUAAUGGAAUAACGUGGAGAUGAGCAGGGUACAAACUGACGUGCUAUGAAAUAUCUCUUUUUUCCUUUUGGAAAAAUGCCACCAGCUAGUUUCCAUUUUGUUUUUUUUUUUUGUUUUUUUCAUGCUUGGCUUUCUAUAGUAAAAAGCUUAUCCUGCACAAAAACAAUUUGCCUCUGUUACAUGGAUGUCAGCCUUAAUUCACAGCACCAGCCACAAGCAGAUCUGCCAUCUUUUUUUCAGUUGGGGCCCUGUACAAGUGUUACUGUUGGGGUCCCUUGUGCCAUAUGGAAGAAUCUGGCCAACUCUCACUGUAUCUGCUGUACCCCAGAUGACUGCCUUGGCCACAAGAUUUAACAAAUACCACCCCAAAUACCUUAAUUCUGAUGCAAAGUGGACACAAUUUCUUGAAUUACAAUUUGUUAAAACGACUCUUGAAAAAAAAAAAAACCAUAUACUAAAAAUAAGCACUUCUUCAAAUUGGCAAAUGUCACAGGAAGAGAAGAGUUUGAAAUCAAAAUGGUAACAAAAUUAGCGGGGGUCGCCCCUCGGCUCUUAUUUAGUCUGUAUACUAUUCUGUAAUUGUCAUCACCAGUUUAGAGCUCAUUUAGGAGACGGACUGUUUUUCCUUUUCAGCUGACCUAUAUUAUUACCAGCCUGAAAGAACCUUUUUUUUUUUUUUACCAUAAGCUAAAUAUUGUGGAACCAAAUGGGGCGCUUAUUUGUAUGACAUAUUCCUUUAUACAGAAGGGAACAUGCGCAAAGUAGUAUCUCUAAGUAAAAGUAUUCAGUUCGAAAAGCACAUAUUUAUGCCUACCCCAUUCAUUUAUAGAAGCAUCUUGUAUGGCCGCCCUGAAAUUGUACAUGAAAGUGAAUAUCAGAAGACAUUUUUUGUUCAGAUUAUCUGCCUUUAGUUAGAGUUUAAUGUCAGCCAAUGAAAUGAACCUAUUGUAACUAUUGAAGAAUGGCGUAAGCUGUUUGACUUUUGUGUUCCACUGCCUUUUUAACCCCAGUUUGUUUGGAAAUAAUUCUGAAAUUACAAAAAUAAUUAUGAAAAUAAUUAUGAAACUUGCCAAAAUAAAAGAAUCAACCGGGGAAAGGAAAUGAUAAGAAAAGCGUGAAAGAGUUACCAGGCAAGGUUCUGCUCCAAAGGAGAGGUAGGUUCCUAGCCAGCUUUUAAAGAGUCCUACCCAUUCUCUUAUAGAAAUGAUGUGAUGCUAUAGAGGGAGUAUAUCAACCUCCUAUCCAAGGGGAAUGAUCUGACAAGUGGUCACAAUCAUCAGGCUGCCCAUAAAAAUACAAAACAAAAGUCCAUUCUACAUAAACGUAUUACUUGAUGAUGUAAGAGAAGAAUUGUUAAGUAAUGGUAGCCUUUCUUGAAAAAAGAAAUGGAUUUCUACUUUGGUUUGUCCGUAAAGGAAACACGGUACAAAUGUUGUCUAUAUCUAAUAAUACAAAGCAACCAAUCAGAUGUGAGCUGUCUUAAAGUAGUCCAAUCAUUGCUAUCUGGUUUCUUUGGGUACAUGGGACCAGCUUGUUAUCUGAUUGUUGAAGAAGAGUUAUGUACAAGGGUCUAGGGAGUAAUUGAAUAAAAGGUGCAACUGGUCUAGAAACCCAAAGCAUCCAAUCAGCAGGUAGCAUUUACUGGUCAGCUUUUUAAAACACAGCCAAUUGCUAUAUGUUAGGGUGGUGGCACUAGGGAAGAUUAGUCAUCAAGCGACAAAUCUAUGCUACUGUGGGUAACUAAUCUCCCUGAAAUGCCUUCCUGCCGGCAAGAAUGGCAUAUGUAUCGCUUCAGUUUUCCUCUCAAGGAAACCUCGGGUGACUUCGAAAAAUGAAAAGACACGUAUGCCUUCAUGCCGUUUAUUUGCAUUCUUGCCAGCAGGAAGGCAUUUCUGGGAGAUUAGUCGCCUGCAAUAGAGAAGAUUGGUUGCAUGGUGACUAAACUCCCCAUGUGCCACUACCCUUGCUAAACCUGGGCAAACAUUGCCUCUUAUAUCACACAUCCCUAUAGAAUGCUAGUGAUAAGCACUAAAAGUUGAUGCAGUUCAGCUCUUCUCCAAUAUUUAUGACUCCAAGUCCCAUUAAAUAUAGUACAGGGUUACCUGCUCUGUAAAUAGUUUUUGCUCUCACAUCUGUCAAAGUAACUAUAUCCGAGUUCAAGUUUUUACCUGUACUCAUACCCAUUCACUUCAACAUCCCCUGUGCUCCCCGAAAGGAAACCACACCAGCACCCCCCCCCAAAUCUGUAAAGAGCAAAAUGAUUCUCCAGGGCACUAGAGCUUCUUAAAAAGUCAAUAAAUCCUUAUUCCAAUUAAACGACAUAAAAAAAGACUUGAUUUGUAAUUAUUUUGUCUGUUACAUUUUGUACCACUGACAAAGUUGUCAAAAUGCAUUAUAUAUAUAAAUAAAUGUGUAUAGAUAUACUUGCCCGCUUCUUAGGAUUUUGUUAUUUUUUGUUUUUAUUUUGUAAAAAAAUUAAAUAAAAGAAAAUAUUUUAAA